UCAUUUUUCAUUCGUUACUUUUCCUCUCAAUGGCUGCUACAAUCAUACAAAUAUCAAUAUUCAAAACAUCCCCAUCAAUUGCGUAAUAUCAAAUCCCAGAUUCUUGCAAUCUUGCGUGCUCAAAACAAACCCCUUAAUGAGAUUCUAAUCAUUUAAUUAUUGCUACACAAACGCAGUGACUGUCAAACUGUGUGUUUUUACUUUCUAUACGAAACAGAGUGUAAACCUUAAACGACAACCUGGGAAAGCACGACAGGAUAUUCGACUGCUUCCAUGAAAUCAGGGCGGCGUUUGGUUUCGGUAGGAUGACUGACCACCGUGUUGAUACCACUGCACGACUCGCUCAGUGGCGUAUUGACACUUUGGCUUCUUCUUCUACUUAUCGCAAAUCUGAUCCUUUCAAGAUCGGCAAAUGGAACUGGCGACUGGUUGUGGAGAAGAAUCGCAAUUUGUUGAUUAAAUUGUACCCAGAAAUAUCAAGUUUAAAUAAAGAGAGUCCUCCAAUUGCCUCAUUCAUCAUACAAGUGGUUUGUUCAUUGGGAGGUAGAAAGACCUUUGUUCAUCCAGAGAUUAGAGAUAAACAGCUAAAAAGCAAUGGCGAUUUCGUUUGGGCGAUUGAGGUUCCGCUCGGAGGGAAAUUCAUCAUAGAUGUUGAGUUUCUUGAUCUUAAGACUCUCUCUCCAAAUGGUAGCGAAUCUUGCUCUGUGUGGACCGAACAUUUUACACACAAAGAUUUCCAAGCAACAACGCUCUCCUCCAUCGGAAAAAUGUUAUCAGAAAGUAUUCACACGGAUAUAAUCAUCAACACUUCUAACGGAAGCGUUGGGGCCCACCGGGCCAUCCUUGCAGCCAGGUCACCAGUCUUCAAAUCCAUGUUCUCUCACGACCUAAAAGAAAAAGAAAUGUCCGUCAUAAACAUAUCCGAUAUGUCCAUUGAAGCUUGCCAAGCUUUCUUAAGCUACAUAUACGGUAACAUUAUAGACCAACAUUUUCUUACUCACAGGCUCGAACUUCUUAGAGCAGCUGAUAAAUACGAUGUUACGGAUUUAAAAGAAGCGUGUCAUGAAAGUUUGUUGGACGAUAUUGAUACGAAUAACGUUCUUGAAAGGCUUCAAAAUGCUUCGUUGUAUCGUCUUCCAAAGUUGAAGAUUUGCUGCAUGCAGUAUCUUGUGAGGUUUGGUAAGAUAUUUGACAUUCUUGAAGAAUUCACUGGAUUUAUACAGUCUGCAGAUAGAGAACUGAUAGGUGAAGUGUUUAAUGAAGUUCUUUCAGUGUGGAAAGGUUUCUGAAUAACUUGCUCAACCUGUAAAUAUAUAGAUAUAUGUAUAUAUGUAACAUUAAGUUAAUUAUUUGUUGCAUAUGUUGAUUUAUGAAACUGGUUGUGCCCAAGAUUUGUUUGGUACAUAUUUUUGUUGUAUAUACAUGUACAAAAUAGUUUGUUUAGUGAAAUGAAUUGUGUUUAUGGAUUGAUUAA
This is a messenger RNA of Helianthus annuus (common sunflower), 1474 nucleotides long. RefSeq names its product BTB/POZ domain-containing protein At1g55760. The coding region runs from base 306 to 1289 and encodes 327 amino acids. The transcript has 4 exons. The record is from RefSeq and is a predicted model, not a curated record. Lineage: Eukaryota; Viridiplantae; Streptophyta; Magnoliopsida; Asterales; Asteraceae. Gene Ontology annotation, molecular function: protein binding.